GUCACACCCGCACACAAAGCGAGGUAACACAGAGACCGCUUCUUCUUCUCCUUCUUUGUUUACCCGCCGGGCCUGACUUAGCUAUUCUUCAGUGUCACCAUAUUUCAUUGCUUCUAUCGACACCGACUCCAGCCUCAUAUGCCUGCUCGUUUGUUCUGCCCGCCUGGAGCAGCUCUCAGGCAGGAACUGCGAUAACCUUGUGUCUGCCUCACGCCGCCAUCAACGCUGCAUAAUAUAACGAUGAAUCUGUCCCUUGUUGACCCUUUUGCCCUCGCGCAGGACUACCCCGAUACUUUGACUGGGAAAUUGAGGAGCGGCCAUGCAUCGUGUCUACGGUUCAGUCGCAAAGGCGAUUACAUUGCGGCCGGUCGGGUUGACGGCACCAUCGUGGUGUUCGAUCUCGAAACAAACGGGGUGGCACGGAAAUUGCGAGGCCACACUCGACAGAUACAAUCACUUAGCUGGUCGAGAGACGGCCGAUACCUGCUGAGUUCCUCGCAAGAUUGGAAGUGUAUCCUCUGGGAUCUCAAAGACGGGUCACGCGUACGAAUGGUGCGAUUUGCAGCGCCAGUCUACAUCGCCGAAUUACACCCUUUCAACCAUCUCCUCUUUGUCGUUUCAUUAUUCGAAGAACAACCGAUCCUUGUCGACAUCUCAAAUCCGAAACCCAUCAAACGUAUACUCCCAUCCAUUCCCCUCCGGUCACAAGACGGCGUCGACCCGGCGGCCGCAGCCAAACAAGCCGCACAAGACGCAAAGCAGUCCACAUGCGUUACAAUCUUCACAGCACUUGGAAACCAUAUCAUCGCGGGGACAUCGAAGGGGUGGAUCAACAUAAUUGAAACGCAGUCAUGCAAAACUAUAUACUCGACACGACUCUGCAAUGGGGUCAUCAUCCUCAUCCGUCUUGCCAGUAACGGGCGCGAUCUGCUCAUCAACAGCUCCGAUCGAGUGAUCCGCACCGUCAUGAUGUCCGAUUUGUCCCAGCUAGGCAUGGGCCUCCACCAAUCAAACAUCCAACUAGACGUCGAGCACAAAUUCCAGGAUGUCGUGAACAAGCUGAGCUGGAAUCACGUCUCGUUCUCAUCCACGGGCGAAUUCGUCAUGGCGUCCACAUACAUGAACUCUGAUAUAUACAUCUGGGAACGGAGCCAUGGCUCCCUAGUGAAAAUCCUCGAAGGGCCUCGCGAGGAAAUGGGCGUUGUCGAAUGGCAUCCCUCGCGACCCAUGAUCCUAUCCUGCGGCCUCGAAUCCGGCUCCGUGUACAUGUGGUCAAUCGUCACACCCCAAAAGUGGUCCGCUCUCGCCCCCGAUUUCGCCGAGGUUGAAGAGAACGUCCUCUACGUGGAAAGAGAAGACGAGUACGAUAUCCAUCCUGCCGAGGAAAUCCAUCAACAGCGACUAGACCAGGAAGACGAAACACCGGACGUCUUGACACUAGAUCACGCAAAUAGCGCGAUGGAUGUUGACGCCGAUGGCGAAACGGAUACUUUCCGCAUGCCCGUUUUGUUGGAUGUGUCGGAUAGCGAGAGCGAAGAGGAGAUUAUCGCCGUUGGUCCUGGAACUAUGCGAAGACGGAGCCCUGGCGCUGGGCGUGAGUGGAUGAAUACCAAUGACGGCCAGGGGAAUGCAUCAUCCAGUCGGGCUGCCACAAAUGGGACAGGAAGGAAGGGUAGAAAGAAGCAGUCGUGAUCGAAUAGCCUUUAAAUGAGGCUAGAUUACUAGUAUACCGGUUUGCAUCUGAAAUAGGUAGAGGAGUUUGAGGCUGGCGUUAUGGGAAUGUGUUGGCGUUGUUAAUCCGCAUUAACAGUAAUGAAAGGAAUUAUAGGAAUACGGUCUGGUGUACAUCAUGAAAUUUACUAGAAUGGGUGUGAACGAAUAAACACAUAAUAUAUUAGGCAAGAAUUAAUGAUAUUGU
This is a messenger RNA of Talaromyces proteolyticus, 1918 nucleotides long. Its product is annotated as WD domain protein. NCBI's taxonomy places the organism in Eukaryota, Fungi, Ascomycota, Eurotiomycetes, Eurotiales, Trichocomaceae. The record is from RefSeq and is a predicted model, not a curated record. Bases 241 to 1692 code for a protein of 483 amino acids. Gene Ontology annotation, molecular function: protein binding. Gene Ontology annotation, cellular component: Set1C/COMPASS complex. The transcript is spliced from 5 exons.